Molecule: messenger RNA, 4281 nt
Organism: Styela clava
Lineage: Eukaryota; Metazoa; Chordata; Ascidiacea; Stolidobranchia; Styelidae
Product: ephrin type-B receptor 3-like
Biological process (GO): axon guidance; protein phosphorylation; ephrin receptor signaling pathway
Cellular component (GO): dendrite; plasma membrane
Molecular function (GO): ATP binding; protein binding; transmembrane-ephrin receptor activity
Source: RefSeq, a predicted model, not a curated record
CACGACAGCGAGUGUUGCAACGGAAAACAAAGCCUUAUCGCGGAGAAGGUGCGAUCUCGCACCGAUGAUCCGGAACAAAGGGAACUUUUUUCUUUCGUUAUCGAAAUUCGCAACAAUAUCGAGAUACGAUACUAAGUUUCUUCAUUUGUAAGACUUAUCUCCGAGGAUAAGACAGUCCCAUUAGCCCUCAGGGUAUGGAUUUCGAAGGUCGCAUGCUUGACGACGAAUCACAGAUGGGGGUCGGGGAUUUAUGUCGAUUAGUGUUAUAAGAGUUUCCUGUAGAGUAUUUGAACUGCUGUCGAGAGAAAAAGGUCAUACAUUCGAAUCCACAGCGCAGUCGUUUCAACAUCAGAGAAUGUAGUGUGGCUUGGCGGGCAUUGGUUACGCUUUAUAUUUGAGGAAGUGGUAAUAUUAGGAGCCAUAUUAGUUAAUAUGUAGCAAAGACAGGGGAUGUGGAUUUACCUGUAUUUUACAUACAAACAGUGAGAUCAAACGUUUCAGGAAUAUUACAUUUUAUAUUAACAAAUAUUUGAUUUUCUCUAGAUAUAUAAUAAUAUACUUCAAGUGUUAUUGGGACUUAUUUGUGAAGCAAUAUUCUUGUUAGUAUCAAUAUAUUCAGACUUGCUUGGAAUAAUAUCAUUCGAUUGCCUUCUAUGGUGGAUGCAAAAAUGUUCGUAACUUGGAUAUUUUUAUUGUGGAUAUACAUUCAACAAACAGAUGCAGCAAUAUAUGAUCUGUACAAUACGAAAAUAGCAACAAGUGAUCUUAGAUGGACCAUAGAACCAAGAAACUCGUGGGAGGAAGUCAGCGGUUUUGACAAAUUCAACAACAUAAUCCGUUCAUAUCAAGUAUGUCAAGUCAGUAGACAAGAAAAUAACAACUGGAUACGAUCGCCAUUCAUUGACAUAAGAGGAGCUCAAAGAAUCAAUAUAGAAAUUGAAUUUUCUAUUGCAAAAUGUGAUUGGCCAGGAGUGGAUCUAGAUUACUGUCGUCAAACAUUCAAUUUGUUCUAUUACGAAAGUCAUCGAGAUGUAGCCUCGAGUACUUUUCCACCUUGGCAGGAAAAACCUUACAUCAAAAUCGACACUGUUGCUGCGAAUUCGAACGACGAAAUCAAUAAAAAGAUUUUUUCCAUUGGACCAUUGAAAAGCACUGGGGGUAUAUACGUUGCCGCACAAGAUCAAGGAGCAUGCAUGUCUCUUAUCAGUCUUAGAGUAUACUACUAUUACUGCGUUGAAACUACUCGUUCCUUAGCAACAUUUGAACGUACUAUGACAGGAAAAAAGACUUCAUCUCUCGUUACUGUUCCAGGCACAUGCGUUGCAAAUGCAGAAUCGGUCGGUGGUUAUGCUCCAAAGCAUUAUUGUGGAAGUACAGGAGAAUGGCAAAUCAUUACUGGAAACUGCAGAUGUAUGGCCGGUUAUCAACCGAAUUCGGACGCAACAGCAUGUCUUCCAUGCCCAAUCGGAACCUUUAAAUCCAGAUCAGGCAAUGGAAGAUGCCUUAAAUGUCCAGCUAACAGUGGACCGAUUAGUGACAAAUUGAUAACAAGAGACGACAUAACAAGAUCGGUGACCAAAACUGCGCCUCCAAGUGCGGAAGCUUGCCCUUGCCAUCCGGGAUUUGCGAGAGCAAAAGAAGAAAGUUCAAGCCACCCAUGUAGCAAAUUACCAUCUGUACCGAGAUUUGAAUCAAUGGAAGCAAAUGCCACAACUGCUACUUUGGCAUGGAAGACACCUGCGGAAUUAGGUGGAAGAAACGAUCUUUACUACAGCAUCCUGUGCGAAACAUGUUCGGAAAGUUCAUGUCAGAAAUGUCCUGAGAAGGUGUCUUAUUCAGAUUCAUUAAUCAACCACAAAGACAACAGUGUUUCAUUAUCAAGCUUAUCAAAGUAUUACAAAAACAAAAUUCACGUUAUUAAUUUGGAGCCGUUUACUCGCUACUUAUUCAAAAUAUACUCCUAUAAUGGAUUGUCAAGUUCAAGCGACUCCAAACCUACUUUUCUCCUAAUGGAAUUAACAACGAAGGAAUCAGUUCCAGCACCCGUGGCAAACAUUUAUGUUGCGGAUACAUCUAUAAAUUCAGUGAUGAUCAAUUGGCAAGUUCCAUCACAGCCAAGGGGAAAUAUCUUAGGUUAUCAAGUGCAAGUUCAACGUCGAGAUCAAGACUCAAGAAUCACAAGAUCGAGUAAAAUUGUUUUGAAAAAUGGGAAACCAUCAGAUCCAAUUGUGUUAGAGACUACAAAGACAAGUUGUACGCUUUCGGACUUGGAUUCUAACACGGAAUACUUGGUUCAAAUUCGAGCAAAAACUUCUGUGGGUUUCGGUCGAUACAGUGCUUCAGUUGUGUUCAAAACUUCUAAAAGUAAAGCAGUUGAUAUUGAAUCUGGCAAUGAAAAUGGAACAGGAAUCCUGAUUGCAGCUGUUUCAACCAUUCUUGUAUUGGCAAUCGUCUGCUCGGUUCUGGUGUUUGUGUACAGUAGAAGAAGAAAAAGUUACAACAACUCAAACCUUGGAAAAGAAAAGAAAAAUUCAAAUGGAAUUGGAAAAUACGACGAUGUUUCGGAAAAAUUAAAUCAGGAAAUUGUUAACAUGAGAAGAAAUCAAGUGAACAAAGGUCAAAAAUCCUACGUUGAUUAUCCGGAUCCACUUCAAGCAGUCCAACAAAUGAACAAAGAAAUUAGUCCUUUGAAUCUACGUUUGCAUGACACGAUCGGUGAAGGUGAAUUUGCUGUUGUUUAUCGAGCAACCAUGAUGGAAGGUGGAGAAUUGAAGACAGUUGCAGCAAAGCAAUUGAAAGAAGGAUCAUCAGCUAAAGAUCAGUCAAAUUUUUUGAGAGAAGCUUGUACAAUGGCACAGUUCAAUCAUCCUAACAUAUUGCAACUGAAAGGCGUUGUUACACAACACAAACCAGAAAUGAUCAUUUCAGAGCACUUAGAAAAUGGAUCUUUGCACCAAUUUUUGAAGCGUCAUCACCGACAACUAACAAUGCCUCAAUUGCUUCAAAUGCUCCGCGGAAUUGCAAAUGGAAUGCGUUACCUUUCUGAUAUGCAGUUCGUUCAUCGUGACUUGGCAGCCAGAAAUAUAUUGGUCGAUUCAGAUUUCGUUUGCAAAGUAUCAGAUUUCGGACUCUCUCGCACUCUCGAAAACGAUCCUUAUGCAACUUAUACAACGCAAGGUGGAAAAAUCGCGUUACGUUGGACGGCUCCCGAAUGUAUACGUUUCAGGGAAUUUACAUCAGCAAGUGACGUUUGGAGUUUUGGAAUUAUGAUGUGGGAAGUUAUGUCUUAUGGGGAAAAACCUUACUGGGAUAUGACCAACAAUGACGUCAUGCAAAGCAUAGGAAGUGGAAUGCGACUUCCGGCUCCUACAAACUGUCCAAAAGCCCUUCACCAACUAAUGUUAGAAUGUUGGUCUCUUGAUCCGAAGAAGCGUCCAACUUUUGCUAAAAUCGUUUCAGACUUAAACAAAUUUAUUCGACAUUCAUCUUUAUUAAAAGUUUGUUCAGACGACGAAAUGGAACAAUCUGUUUGUUGUUCUCCUGAUGUCAGAGGUCAAAUAUUUAAUGAAAGAUACGUCCAAGAAGAAUCCUUCAUCCGUGAUCGUUCUCCAUGUGUAGAAGAUGAUCAGUAUUCUGAAAGUGAUUCUUCAUCUAUUUCUCAAGAUGAUACAUGCUCGUCUGUCAUCGCAGCAGAAGAAAGAUGUCUGAACGUUUAGAUUGAACAUCAUACUGAAUUCGAAGAAAUUGACGAAAUAUUCAAUUUUCUGAAACUCAAACACAAUCUUCCUUUUUAGCAAUGCGUGGCAAAAUUUUUGCACACUGCCUCGUUACGAACGUGCAGUACAUUCUGGUUUUAAAAAUAAUAAAUUCCGUGAUUGUUACUUCAUUAUUCAAACUUUAUAACGUAAUUUGUUUAAAUUAGUUACUUUUUAAAAUAUUUGAACUCACAAUGUAUUUCGUUAGGCUAAUUUGGAAUAUUUUAUAUACGGGACAGGUUACAAAUAGUUUUGUAAGUGAAAAUGUUUGAAUGUUUACGAUUUCCACGGUGCAAUUAUAAUGGAUUUGUGAGAAAGACCAAAAUUUAACAAUCAGAUUUUUAAAAAAAAUGAAUCUGGUAAGACGAGUUCCUUAUUAUUUAAUUUUCCUAUUUGCGUUGAUAACUGUGGUAUUACUUUUAUCUUGUUUUACCUAUUUUUCCUAUUCCCAAUACCGUUUUUAUUCUAUCUUUUGUUUCUUUUUGAUUUUAUUUUUGCGUGAGGCAAUAAAUCAGAUUUCCAAGUA